This is a messenger RNA of Lactuca saligna, 357 nucleotides long. The record is from the annotation of a GenBank genome assembly. Lineage: Eukaryota; Viridiplantae; Streptophyta; Magnoliopsida; Asterales; Asteraceae.
AUGGGUGCCGUGAAGACGUUGGAGUAUACGGUGAUCAGUUUUCACCUUUCGUUUAAGGUAUGGACUUUGGAGACAUUUCCUGAAGAUUUGAGAGCCCUCCGAAACAACGGUCUCCAUUGCCUCAACCCUCUCAGAUUCAGCAAGCAGAUUACAUCAUCUUACACUCAUGUUUUGGGAGCAGACCACAACACCUCACAAGACAAUAAAAUAGACAAGUUAGUGGGUGUUGUUAAUCAUUUGGCAACCACAAUCGAGCAGUUUACGAAAAAAAUUGACAAAUGGAAAAAUGAAAGACAAUUUGGAGUGAAUGAUAUCGAUAAUGUGGAGGACCGUGAAGUCUUCAUCGAUUGUUGUUGA